GUACAAAGGUCCUUAUUAUCAGCCCAUAUUAGUUUCUGCUCUUUCCUUCUCUGCCUUUUUUCCACAGGACCUGAGAGAAGCAGACAGACCUCCUGGACAAGGCGCCUGGAAUGGGGACCUGGAACUCUAAAUCCUCCAAGGUCAAGCAGGCCCGAGUUCUGCUCUUGGGACUGGAUUUCUCAGGGAAGUCAACCAUCCUUUACAAAUUAAAGCGCAUCAAGGACUUCACAACCAUCCCGACCAUCGGCUUCAAUGUGGAAAUGAUAGAGACGGAGAAAAAUAUUAAUCUCACGGUCUGGGACGUUGGAGGGCAGUCCCAGAUGAGGAGCCUGUGGGACCAUUACUGUGAGAAUACAGAUGUGCUGGUCUAUGUGGUGGACAGCACCGACCAGAAGCAGCUGGAGGCCUCCCGCAGGGAAUUCGAGCUCAUCCUGAAGAACGAGCACAUCAGGAAUGUGCCCGUGGUGCUGCUAGCCAACAAGCAAGACCUGCCCGGGGCUUUCACGGCGGAAGAUAUCACCAGGAAAUUCAAGAUGAAGAAAAAUUGUGGAGACCGGGACUGGUACGUCCAGCCUUGCUGUGCCAUCUCGGGAGAUGGCCUGGCUGAUGGCUUCAAGAAAGUGACCGAGUUCAUCCAGAGAUACAGGAACUCUGCAGAAGCAACUUGGGCCUUCUUCAGGCAGAAUUAAAGCUGCAAAGGGCACUCCAGGUGUGGAUCUUUACCUAAACUGCCAAACUUAGUAUUUGCAUUAGUUCUGCCCUUUUUUUUGUGAGAGGUAAUUGGAAUUAGGUGAAUUACUCAAUCACACAGCUAGCCAGUGUAUGAGGCUGGAUUUGACUCAAGUCCUCUGACUCCAGGGCUAAUACUCUGUUUACUCUGCCAACUAGCUGUCCAUACUUCUUUUUUGAAAAAUAUAUUGUUACAAGGAAUGGCUUGUUGGGGAGGAGAAUGGAAAUGGAAAUA
Messenger RNA from Sarcophilus harrisii (Tasmanian devil), 964 nucleotides. It is a transcript of the gene ARL14, whose product is annotated as ADP ribosylation factor like GTPase 14. Gene Ontology annotation, molecular function: GTP binding; GTPase activity. The transcript has a single exon. Bases 111 to 689 code for a protein of 192 amino acids. Gene Ontology annotation, cellular component: cytoplasm. Gene Ontology annotation, biological process: intracellular protein transport; vesicle-mediated transport. NCBI's taxonomy places the organism in Eukaryota, Metazoa, Chordata, Mammalia, Dasyuromorphia, Dasyuridae. The record is from RefSeq and is a predicted model, not a curated record.